Molecule: messenger RNA, 411 nt
Organism: Phaeodactylum tricornutum CCAP 1055/1
Lineage: Eukaryota; Bacillariophyta; Bacillariophyceae; Surirellales; Neidiaceae
Gene: H3-1a
Product: histone H3 isoform 1a
Exons: 1
Coding region: 1-411 (136 amino acids)
Cellular component (GO): nucleosome
Molecular function (GO): DNA binding; structural constituent of chromatin; protein heterodimerization activity
Source: RefSeq, a predicted model, not a curated record
AUGGCCCGAACCAAGCAAACCGCCCGUAAAUCCACCGGAGGCAAAGCGCCGCGCAAGCAGCUUGCCACCAAGGCUGCCCGCAAGUCCGCUCCGGCUACCGGAGGAGUCAAGAAGCCCCACCGUUAUCGCCCUGGAACCGUCGCUCUGCGUGAGAUCCGUCGUUACCAGAAGUCCACGGACCUUCUCAUCCGCAAGUUGCCCUUCCAGCGCCUGGUGCGUGAGAUUGCCCAGGACUUCAAGUCCGAUCUUCGCUUUCAGGGAUCGGCGGUCCUCGCUUUGCAGGAAGCCGCUGAGGCCUACCUCGUGGGGCUGUUCGAAGACACGAACUUGUGCGCAAUUCACGCCAAGCGUGUGACGAUCAUGCCGAAGGAUAUUCAGCUUGCCCGUCGUAUUCGUGGCGAGCGCUCGUAA